Molecule: messenger RNA, 1427 nt
Organism: Saccoglossus kowalevskii
Lineage: Eukaryota; Metazoa; Hemichordata; Enteropneusta; Harrimaniidae
Product: RNA-binding protein NOB1-like
Biological process (GO): ribosomal small subunit biogenesis; maturation of SSU-rRNA
Cellular component (GO): preribosome, small subunit precursor
Molecular function (GO): RNA endonuclease activity
Source: RefSeq, a predicted model, not a curated record
ACCACAUGGAGUAGCUCUACAAAGCCUUUAGACAAACCUACUGAUAUGGUUGGAUGGUAUCUUCCUCCAAAGUCUUUUUCAGACAGUAAGUCAGAACAUGAAUCAGUAGUCACUGAGAAAAUUGGACAAGCUGAUGACCAAGAAGAUAUUAUUUUGGAAAGAAUUCAACAAGAUGAACUGGAUGAGGCUGAUUCUUUAAAAAAUGAACAUUGUGAUGACAUUGCAAUUGAUGAGGUUGAUAGUGAAAUUACGAAUCACUCAACGUUACCUGAAGAUUUACCGCUUAAAAGUGAUGAAGAACAGAAUAUGGAAGAGGAAUGUGCUGAUGAUGCAGAGAACAGUGAUGAAGACAGUGGUCACAGUGAUGACGGCGACAACGACGAUGACAACGACAACGACGAUGAUGAUGAUGAUGAUGAUGAUGAAGGAUGGAUUACGCCACGUAACAUCAAGCGUAUCACAAAACAUUUUUCGGGCAACAAUGAAUCCUCACAAGGUGCCAAAGUCGGGUGUAUGACGACAGAUUUUGCAAUGCAGAAUGUGCUUAUUCAAAUGGGUAUUCCUGUGCUUUCACUUAAUGGUAUGUUCAUUAAAAGAACUAAGACGUAUGUUCUAAAAUGCAGUGGUUGUUUCAAAGUGACUGCAAUCAUGACGAAGCAGUUUUGUCCACACUGUGGUAAUAAAACAUUGAUGAAGGUCACAGUAACCUUGGAUGACAACGGCAAACAGCAUUUUCACAUGUCGAGAAGAAAAAUUGAAAACAAGAGAGGACUGAAGUAUUCCUUACCAAUGCCCCAAGGUGGUAAGCAUGCAACAAACCCUCACCUAGUAGAAGAUCAACCGUUCCCAAAGAACAGACCUUCACGAAAAGCCUUAAAAAAGACAAAUGCAUUUGAUCCGAACUACGCAGCUAGCGUAUCACCGUUUGCUACACAUGAUGUGACAAGCAGAGCAGCACAGUUGGGAGUCAACAGAUUUGGAUCACAUUCUGGAAAAAAGCGAAAUCCUAACGAAAAUAGGUCCAGAAGGAAGUGAAUAAAAGGGACAUGAAGUAUUAUAUUUCAACAAAGCUAAAUGAACUUUAACUUUUUGUAAUUAUGGUGAUAUCACCUGGAUAAGAUCCCAGUAAGCUUAUAUUAUAGAACAACCUCAACUCGUGGUUGCUUUCGGAAACUCUCUCCCUGCCCUCUUACAUUUCUCCUGUAAUAAAAACAAUUUUACAAUGUUUGACUAUCGCUGUUUUAUAUGCAUAUGUACAGAUUAUUUGAAUUGUACAGUGUUUCAAAACCAGGAUGAGAAAUGUAUCUUUCGAUUUCAAUCAACUCAUUAAGGGCGUUACUCGUUUGAUUGUACAGUAUAUGUUUUUAUAUGUACCGGUACAUGAACUGUUAAUGUAAGGCUAGGUAACAAUAAAUAAUGAAUAUUUA